Molecule: messenger RNA, 900 nt
Organism: Cutaneotrichosporon oleaginosum
Lineage: Eukaryota; Fungi; Basidiomycota; Tremellomycetes; Trichosporonales; Trichosporonaceae
Biological process (GO): proteasome assembly
Source: RefSeq, a predicted model, not a curated record
CCUCCACCUCCGCCUCUUGCUUGAUCUGUUGUCCGCCGUCUGUCAACAGCUGCGCCCAUCCCUCGUCUUAUCCCGAGCACCCGUCCCGCUCCAGCGUCGAGAUCACUGAACCCAAUCCACACCUCGUGCAACAUGUCCCUCGAGCCCCAAAUCACCACGCACCACACCGCGCUCACCCCGCCCUUCCCCGGCGCGCCCGCGUUCACGUUCCACCUCACCCGCCUCACGGACACUCUGUUUGUCUGGGCCGGUGCGGCUGAACGCGCCGAGGAGGAGCCUAAGCGCACCCUCGCGCAGGAGUGGGCUGUUGCCAUGCCCAGCCGCGGCUCUAUUCCCGCGACUGCGACGCCGGUGUUCCGGCAAGGCGCAGGAGAUAUGGCGUUGCCCAUGGCUCAGAGGCUUGCUAAGCGCUUCCCCUCAAAUCAGAUCCACCUCUCGCUCUCACUCCCAGCCAGCCUGACGGCUACGUCGGGGCCCAACGUCGACCCAUAUGCUAGCAAGGCCCUGCUCGUGAUGGAGAAGCGGCUUGUUGCGUGGAUCACUGAGGUGAUUGGCGCGCCGGCUUCGAGCGCAUAGCAGGGCUGUAUCGAUUCCAUCAUCUCGCUCCCACGUCCAACUAUAUCUCGCCUCAUUCCCCUGCUCAUCGUCAUCUUCAUAUUGUGCAUCUCCGUUAGCUCCGUCAGCCAGCAGAAGUCUGGACGCGGAGUGCGCGUCCUAUGUCCUUCACGCAGCCGGGGCGUUCAGGGUACCGACACGACGUCGAACGAUGUUGACCCAUUUUCAAGGCGCGAAAAAGCUGAGGCGAGCACGGGAUAGCGGCCUGCUGUGGUCUGCGGAACGCGGGCGGACAUCAGACGAUGUAGUAGCAAGAUACCAUGCAUGUUUGAUAUCCAUCGCGGC